Tribolium madens (black flour beetle) is the source of this 3871-nucleotide messenger RNA. RefSeq lists its product as uncharacterized. The record is from RefSeq and is a predicted model, not a curated record. Gene Ontology annotation, biological process: transmembrane transport. Gene Ontology annotation, molecular function: transmembrane transporter activity. The coding region runs from base 416 to 3781 and encodes 1121 amino acids. Lineage: Eukaryota; Metazoa; Arthropoda; Insecta; Coleoptera; Tenebrionidae. The transcript has 23 exons.
ACAUCCUUGUAGCAAGGACAAAAUCAGGUGUCAAACCAAAUAGAAAAUUUCAGAACCGUGUACGAAAACUACUUUUCUAUUUGCACAAGGAAACACUUUGCCAAAGUUUUCAAAAGUAAACAAAUUAAUAAAAACAAAUACGAUGUCAUGAAUGAUUAUAAACAAGAAUGCAAAGCAGACAAUUCUGUUAGUGCUGAGCAAAGAGUUGCGGAGGUCUCGACUCUUACAUGAUUCAUUCAAAGCUUCACUUUUUCUCGACUCAAGUAAAGCAGAGUGUGUUCUUACAAUGAUAGUAAGUGGAAAUAGAACAGUGAAGUUUAUAAGUUAUGACUGUAAAAAUUACAAGUUAAUACAAGUGCAAAGAACUGUUUUUUUCACUGGAUUUAAGUGUCUGUAGGGAAAUUUGAAAUUCAAAAUGAGUAAAGAAAAAAGCAUUCCUGUUACGAUUUCUGAAUCUGCUGAGAUCAAAAAUGAUCACAAAGAAGAGCCGGAAGAUAAGAAACACAAAAAAUUUACCUGCAAACAAAAAGUAGCUUUAGUAAUGUUAGCAACAGUGGAUUUUAUGAGUUUUUGUUCAAUGUCGAUAAUGGCACCUUUCUACCCUCAAGAAGCAGCGACUAAAGGGAUGUCAGAAUCAAUGGCAGGGUUUGUUUUCGGUUUUUACGCACUUGUUGUAUUUUUGUCUUCACCAGUAUUUGGUAAAAUUUUACCUAAAAUAGGAUUGAAAUGUUUAUUUACCGGAGGAGUAUUAAUAUCAGGAAUAUGUAGUUUAGUUUUUGGAACCUUACAUAUCAUUGAUGAUUAUACACUAUUUACGACAUUUUCGUUUCUGAUAAGAGGUUUGGAAGCAUUGGGGGCUAGCGCUUACUCUACUGCUAGUUACGUUAUUAUUGUAAAUAUUUUCCCCGACAAUGCGGGAGCCGUAAGGGGCCUUUUGGAAACAUUUGUCGGUUUGGGAAUGAGUGUAGGGCCGGCUCUUGGAGGCCUGCUUUUUGCGAUCGGAGGUUUUGGUCUACCAUUCUACGUAAUUGGUUUAAUUAUUAUUCUGAUAGCCCCACUCAACGUGUAUCUUUUACCUUCGGCCGAAAGAUGUGCUGUGGAGACAAAGAGCGGUUCUUUUACCAAACUUUUGAAACUAACUCCUGUAAUAGUAACAUGUUUUAUAAUAACGGUCAUUGCUAUGACUUGGAGUUUUCUGGAUCCAACUCUAGAACCACAUUUGCGAAAGUUCAAAUUAAGUCCAGGCAAUAUUGGACUUAUUUUUCUUCUUUUGUCGGCAAUGUAUGGAAUUUUCAGUCCUGCAUGGGGAUGGGUGACCGACAGACUUGAUAAUUAUUGGUGGUUAAUGACUUGUGGACUAUUUUCUAACUCUGUCAGUUUACUACUGUUGGGCCCCUCUCCUAUUCUGUCAUUUCUAGAAGAUUCAAUUUGGCUAAACAUCGUGGCUUUAUCAACGUUAGGGAUAUCAGUAGCAAUGGCUUUGAUGCCCACAUAUCAAGCAAUCUUGGAUAGUGCCCUUGUUGGAGGUUUUGAAGACAAUUUGGGGACUCACAGCGUAAUUGCCGGUCUUUGGUCGUGUGUAUAUUCUCUGGGUGAAGUCCUCGGGCCUAUAAUAGGGGGAACACUUCUUCAAAAUUACGGAUUUUCCUUAACUUCGACUGUGUUUUCGUUGUUGAAUCUAAUAAUGGCUACGUUGGGAACGAUGUAUUUUAUACUUAGGCGAAAGUCCAAUAAGGAUCGCAACAUAUUUCUUGAUCAAACUGGUUUCCAAAAAUACAGACAAAAAAAUGCUGAAAUUAUUUUAGCAACUAAAUUGGAAAAUGGUGAGAACGGAGGAUGGAUUGCAAAACUGAAAUACGAGAAUGGAUACGAAAACAAUGUGACAACGCACAGUUUCGUUAUCGCAACUUGGACAUUUAUGUUUUCUUUGGGCGAAAUUUUGGGACCGACUAUAGGAAUUCUCCUUUAUAGAAAAUACGAUUUUUAUGUCGUUUGCUGGUUCAUAGCGACUCUCAACAUUUUGGUGGGUCUACUCUUUGUUUUAAAGGUCACACGAGUUGUGUCGUAUGUGGCUGAAAAAUUGCGAAAAAUGAAGUACAGUGAUCUACCAUCACCAGAAAGCCCCGAUUCUAGUAAAAGCAGUUUCAACAUUUCCUCGUCAACGGAUGGUAACCGUCCACGGAAUCGGAGCAAAUCCCUUUCCAACAUUUCUCCCGAUAAUUAUUCUCCGGGAGAAAUCCAUCGAAUCAAGGAGAGAUUAUUAAGGACGAACUCACGACUGGAAAGAUCUACCUUCAAAAGUUUCACUCGAAAACAAAAACUCACUUUAACUUCCUUAGCUUUAGUCGAUUUUAUCAGUUUUUGUUCAAUGUCCAUCAUGGCACCGUUUUUCCCAAGGGAGGCUGCAGAAAAGGGUUUGUCGGAUACAGUGUCAGGGUUUAUUUUUAGCUUCUACGCUUUAGUCAUGUUUCUGACUUCACCAAUUUUUGGAAAAAUUCUUCCGAAAUUUGGUGCAAAAGGACUUUUCUUGUCAGGGAUGUUUAUGGCGGGCAUUUGUAAUUUACUCUUUGCAACUCUUGAAUAUGUCAAAAAUUACACACUAUUUACGACGUGUUGUAUUGUGAUUAGAGGGUUUGAGGCCCUUGGUGCUAGUGCUUUUUCGACAGCAAGUUACGUCUUUGUAGUCAACACUUUUCCUCAAAAUAUUGGAUCUGUUUUGGGCAUUUUGGAAACUUUUGUAGGCCUAGGAAUGAGUACAGGCCCGGCUUUAGGCGGCGUUCUUUAUUCGUUAGGCGGUUUUAGUAUGCCAUUUUUCGUUUUAGGAAUUGUUAUGGUACUUUUUGUUCCACUAAACCUGUGGAUGUUACCAAAAAUUGAAGACUGUAAUGUUUCAAAUAGACCACCAUCUAUCUGUAGACUGAUUCGAGUACCAACAGUUGUAAUAACAGGACUGGUGGUAGUAAUCGUGUCCAGCUCUUGGGCUUUUCUCGACCCAACCUUGGAGCCCCAUUUAAGACAGUUUAAUCUAACUCCUGAAAAAAUAGGGUUGAUAUUUUUGUUAUUUUCUGGACUUUAUGGUGUUUCAAGCCCAGCUUGGGGAUGGCUUGCCGAUAAAGUCAAUAACCAUUGGUCGAUGAUGGUUGUUGGGUUAUUCAUGUGUACCAUUGGGUUAUUAUUGCUAGGUCCAUGUCCCUAUAUUCCAUUUCUGAAGAGCACACUAUGGCUAAAUUUAGUAGCCCUAUCAAUACUCGGAAUCUCGGUGGCUUUAGCACUACUACCAACAUUUCAAGGCCUUCUCAGUAGUGCGAUAAAUAGCGGUUGUGGCGAUACUCUUUCGACUUACAGUGUCAUCGCAGGAGUUUGGUCUUGUGUUUACUCCUUGGGGGAGGUUGUAGGUCCCUCCUUGGGGGGCUUUCUGUUACAGCACUAUGGAUUUCCCAUUACAUCUACAAUAAUGGCCAGUAUGACUUUUGGUUUGGCUGUGAUAACAUUUUUCUUUUUUGUAUUAAAAAAUAGUAACUGUAAUGAUCAAGACUGCGUGUCUGAUAGUGGUAUUAGUGGAUCUUGGAGGGGUAUACCUAGUGACAGUGAUUCCUCUGAAACCACCCCAUUAAUUUUAUCCAGUAUAGAGUGUAAUUAUAGAUCAUAUACUGAAGGAAAGUUGCAGUAUUAUGAACAAAGCAGGAGGCAUGAUAGUCAGAUGGGAGAAAUCGACAGCAACCAAGUAACUGACGUUAGAGGAACUGUUAAUAUAACUGCAAGAGGUGCUUGUGAAGUUUAAAAUGUAGAUUGUGGGUUACUUAUAUUUUUUUACCAAUCUUACAAUUAAUUGUUUUAAAUUAGACUCUUUUAAAUAAAAGUAAAUAAUUUA